GUUCUGCUUUUUUAUGCUCUGUUUGGGAAGGCAGAUAAAAUGCCAGCUCUGGACCGCCUCUGGGGAUAACCUCACCCUGUGCAAUGUGAAUGAAUAGCAUCUUGCCUGGUAAAUUCACAGCAAUCGAUAAGGCAGGUGCAAUUCUUCCAAACAGGCCUUUUCUGUCUUUACCUCUAGCUGUGGCUUCUGUAGCAGUUUUGUUUUCGCUUUGAUAGAGGUGCUCUGGAUUAUCAGACCUCCAUGUAUGACAAUUUGUACCUGCAUGGAAUUGAAGACUCGGAGGCUGGUUCAGCGGAUUCCUACACGAGCAGGCCGUCUGACUCCGAUGUCUCUCUGGAAGAGGAUCGGGAAGCAAUUCGGCAAGAGAGAGAGCAGCAGGCGGCCAUCCAGCUUGAGAGAGCAAAGUCCAAACCUGUAGCAUUUGCUGUGAAGACGAAUGUGAGCUACUGUGGUGCCUUGGAUGAAGAUGUGCCUGUUCCAAGCACGGCCAUCUCCUUUGACGCCAAGGACUUUCUACACAUUAAAGAGAAAUAUAACAAUGAUUGGUGGAUAGGAAGGCUGGUGAAAGAAGGCUGUGAGAUUGGCUUCAUCCCAAGUCCGCUUAGAUUGGAGAACAUACGGAUUCAGCAAGAACAAAAAAGAGGACGUUUUCACGGAGGGAAAUCCAGUGGAAAUUCUUCUUCAAGUCUUGGAGAAAUGGUAUCAGGGACAUUUCGAGCAACCCCCACAUCAACAGCAAAACAGAAGCAAAAAGUGACGGAGCACAUCCCUCCCUACGAUGUUGUGCCAUCCAUGCGUCCGGUGGUGUUAGUGGGGCCGUCACUGAAGGGUUAUGAGGUCACAGACAUGAUGCAGAAAGCCCUCUUUGAUUUCCUGAAGCACAGGUUUGAUGGGAGGAUAUCAAUAACAAGAGUGACAGCUGACAUUUCUCUUGCUAAGAGGUCUGUCCUAAAUAAUCCCAGCAAGAGAGCAAUAAUUGAACGCUCAAACACUCGGUCCAGCUUAGCGGAAGUACAAAGUGAAAUUGAAAGAAUCUUUGAGUUGGCAAGAUCUUUGCAACUAGUUGUUCUUGAUGCAGACACCAUCAAUCACCCAGCACAACUUAUAAAGACUUCCUUAGCACCAAUUAUUGUUCAUGUAAAAGUCUCAUCUCCAAAGGUUUUACAGCGGUUGAUUAAAUCUAGAGGAAAGUCCCAAAGUAAACACUUAAAUGUUCAACUGGUGGCAGCUGAUAAACUUGCACAAUGUCCCCCUGAAAUGUUUGAUGUUAUACUGGAUGAAAACCAGCUGGAGGAUGCGUGUGAACAUCUGGGAGAAUACCUUGAGGCCUACUGGCGUGCCACUCACACGACCAGUAGCACCCCCAUGACCCCACUGCUUGGAAGGAAUUUGGGCUCAACAGCACUCUCACCAUAUCCCACAGCAAUUUCUGGGUUACAGAGUCAGCGUAUGAGGUACAGCAACCACUCCACAGAGAACUCUCCAAUUGAAAGGCGAAGUCUAAUGACCUCUGAUGAAAAUUAUCACAAUGAAAGGGCUCGGAAGAGUAGGAACCGCUUGUCUUCCAGUUCCCAGCAUAGCCGAGAUCAUUACCCUCUCGUGGAAGAAGAUUACCCUGACUCAUACCAGGACACUUACAAACCUCAUAGGAACCGAGGAUCGCCUGGGGGAUAUAGCCAUGACUCUCGACAUAGGCUUUGAGUCUGCAGAAACAAGCAAAAUAUUCAACUGUUGACAAUUUGCCAUUGCACUGCUAGGAUACAACCAAUCAUCUUAACUCGGCAACUACAGCACAGUAUUGACUGUGCUUAUGGGCUGCUGUCAUUGAUGCUAAGAAGGGGCAAAAAGAAAAAAAAAAAAAGUGUACAUUAUGCCCUUAAGUCUAGAUGGAUAUUAGAUGCCCAAUCAUAGAGAUAUUUUUAAGUGCAACAUUUACAUAACAGUACCUUUUGUUUUCUUCAUUAGGUUUAGACACAUCAAUUUGUAAUUUA
This is a messenger RNA of Lipotes vexillifer (Yangtze River dolphin), 1991 nucleotides long. It is a transcript of the gene CACNB4, whose product is annotated as calcium voltage-gated channel auxiliary subunit beta 4. Gene Ontology annotation, biological process: calcium ion transmembrane transport. The transcript is spliced from 13 exons. Gene Ontology annotation, cellular component: voltage-gated calcium channel complex. The record is from RefSeq and is a predicted model, not a curated record. NCBI's taxonomy places the organism in Eukaryota, Metazoa, Chordata, Mammalia, Artiodactyla, Lipotidae. The coding region runs from base 241 to 1701 and encodes 486 amino acids. Gene Ontology annotation, molecular function: protein binding; voltage-gated calcium channel activity.